AUGGCCAAAAUCAAGGCUUGGGAUCUUCGUGGCAAGAAGGAGAAGCUGUUGAAACAGUUGGACGAUCUGAAAAUGGAGCUUUCCCAGCUGCACGUCGCCAAAGAGAACCUCAGAAAAUACUAUAAGGGCAAGAAGUACAAACCCCUGGAUCUGUGGCCCAAGAAAACACGAGCCAUGCGCCGAAGGCUCAACAAGCCUGAGGAGAACCUGAAGACCAAGGAGCAGCAGCGAAAAGAGCGCCUGUACCCACUGUGGGAAUAUGCAGUCAAGGCCUGA
Elephantulus edwardii (Cape elephant shrew) is the source of this 276-nucleotide messenger RNA. RefSeq names its product 60S ribosomal protein L35-like. Gene Ontology annotation, cellular component: cytosolic large ribosomal subunit; ribosome. The record is from RefSeq and is a predicted model, not a curated record. The transcript has 2 exons. Gene Ontology annotation, biological process: maturation of LSU-rRNA from tricistronic rRNA transcript (SSU-rRNA, 5.8S rRNA, LSU-rRNA); translation. Bases 1 to 276 code for a protein of 91 amino acids. Lineage: Eukaryota; Metazoa; Chordata; Mammalia; Macroscelidea; Macroscelididae. Gene Ontology annotation, molecular function: mRNA binding; structural constituent of ribosome.